AUGGUCGCCCAUACCACUUCUACUAUUCUUUGUGCUCCUGGAGCCCUGGAGCUGUCCUCUAAGAGCUCCAAAGUUGCUCCAACUGGAUUCAAAGCUCCAAAACCGGCUCCAAAUCGCUCCAAAACCUCCAGAAUCCCUCCAAAAACCGCCAUCAACUUCACCAACCACCAAAUCUCCACCACCAUCACCACCACCCAUUUCACCGUCUCCGAGAAGGCGGAGCUCCAGAUUUGGCUCCAAAUCCAACGGAGCUCAAAUCACUACCAGCCACCAACUGAUCAAGAGCAGGCGGAAAUCGAUCGGAGGACAAUUCACGUCGCCAAUUUGGACUACAGUACCACUUCCAGCCAACUUGAAGACUAUUUCAAGAUUGUGGAGAAAUAA
Messenger RNA from Caenorhabditis remanei, 384 nucleotides. RefSeq lists its product as uncharacterized. The record is from RefSeq and is a predicted model, not a curated record. The coding region runs from base 1 to 384 and encodes 127 amino acids. NCBI's taxonomy places the organism in Eukaryota, Metazoa, Nematoda, Chromadorea, Rhabditida, Rhabditidae. Gene Ontology annotation, molecular function: nucleic acid binding. The transcript has a single exon.